AUGCCGACUCGUCGUACAAUUGCGUUAAGAUCGACUACUUUCCUGAUGAGGGCUAUCAACCGGAUCCACACGACUCAACAGCAGCAAUACCCUGUAAAUACCGUCACCAAGUCCUGUCCGAUUUUCCUGGCUGCCGGUGUAUUUUUGGUGAUCAGCUUUAUAGUCUUCCUAAUACCCACAUGCUCGCAUCGAAAUAAUUUGUAUUAUUUCAGCGCCGGGAUUCUCUUUAUUGUUAGCGGUCUUGUGAUGCUAAUCGGCCUGAUUGCCUAUAUCUCAAUACUAAAGGCGGAAAUCGGUUCGAAACUCAGACCCCGCUCCACCCUCCAGCCCGCCCUCAUCAAGGUCUCCUACGGCCAAAGCUUCUUCCUCUUUGUCUUCGGUUUUAUUGUCACGGAAUUCGUUGGUGUCCUCAACAUUUUUCUCUUCAUCAACUUGCAAGAGGUCAGCUACUAUAAUCCACCUCUUGAUUCGUAA
Molecule: messenger RNA, 474 nt
Organism: Drosophila takahashii
Lineage: Eukaryota; Metazoa; Arthropoda; Insecta; Diptera; Drosophilidae
Source: RefSeq, a predicted model, not a curated record